UGUGACCAGAGCGCUAUUCACAAGCUGCAGCAUCGCUUCAUCUCAGCGUUUCACUUCAUCGACCAAGCGCUUUUCAACUAUCCGAUCACCGAGCACCAUGAGCAGAUCUACAGACUGGAUUCCUGGCCUAUGGCUGGACACCUUUAAUGAUUUGCUGUAUGAUGACAAUGAGCUGGACUAUGGAGACCAGUGGACUCUCAACUUUAACUACUCUCAGACAGACCAAGUCACCAAGGAGGAGAGGAAGAAAGGCUGGAAGGUCUACUGCUGCAGAGCCUUUGGAGAUUUCAAGUGUGCAUCCUGCUCCAAGACCUGGCCCUCAGCACGGGUGGUGGUGUUGUUCCGUUACCGGCUGCGGAGUGACCGGGGGACGGUGAUCAUGCGGCCCUUUGGUCAGGCCUGCCGCAGUUGCAAAAACAACAUGUUUGAGCUCCCUGGUUUUUCAGACAAAGAGGUGGAACAGGCCUUGGUCAGGCUCUUUUCGAAGAUCCGGAAGAAUAUCUAUGGGGAGGAUGACGACGAUGAUGGUGGAUCGUCAGCCUCCUCUAACAAAGUGUGGACCAAACCACAUGAGAAGACCCUGUGUCAGGCCUGCAUUAUGGGCAUUUGCACUCAGGAUAAUGACUAGAAGUCUUUGUGUGUGUGUGUGUGUGUGUGUGUGUGUGUAUGUGUGUGUGUGAGAGAGAGAGAGAGUGAGAGAGAGAAAUUGAGAGGAAGUGGCUUAGUGUGUGUGUGAGGUGCAGAGGCUAGAAGUCUGACAGGUAACUUAGCUGAGAUGCACAUAUUCUUUAUUGCUAAUAUUUUGUUUACUUUGUUCAGUUCUCUUGGUAUUUAAUUUUGAAGUUAAUUGUCUAUAAUGGCAAUGUUACACCGUCAGGAUAAGCAUGUUAAAGAAAAUAUUUGAAUUUGCAUAUUUUUUGUACUUUGUGGUUAUUAAUAAAGUGUUAGUGUGACCACACAUUUGU
Seriola dumerili (greater amberjack) is the source of this 965-nucleotide messenger RNA. RefSeq names its product receptor-transporting protein 4-like. The record is from RefSeq and is a predicted model, not a curated record. The transcript has 3 exons. Lineage: Eukaryota; Metazoa; Chordata; Actinopteri; Carangiformes; Carangidae. The coding region runs from base 98 to 628 and encodes 176 amino acids. Gene Ontology annotation, molecular function: olfactory receptor binding. Gene Ontology annotation, biological process: protein targeting to membrane; protein insertion into membrane.